CAUAUAUUUCAUAGUAGUUUAUUGUAGAUUUUUGUAAGAAAGAUGGCUCCUUCAAAGUCUCAUUUUGUUGCUUUUCUCUUGAUCAUUUCUCUCAUUGUUAACGUUCAAUCUAUUCGAAUUACCGAUGAUUCAAGUGAUUGUACGUUUAAAGGACCAUGUCAUAGGAGAGAAGAUUGUUACAAAAGAUGUGGAGUGAAACCACCUUCUCAUGCUGCUUUGUGUGUACCUUACGGAGUUCAGGGACUUGUAUGUUGUUGCCUCUAAUAAUUUGUAGGAAACUGAA
Molecule: messenger RNA, 283 nt
Organism: Camelina sativa (false flax)
Lineage: Eukaryota; Viridiplantae; Streptophyta; Magnoliopsida; Brassicales; Brassicaceae
Product: putative defensin-like protein 270
Source: RefSeq, a predicted model, not a curated record